Messenger RNA from Salvia hispanica, 1907 nucleotides. It is a transcript of the gene MGP2, whose product is annotated as MALE GAMETOPHYTE DEFECTIVE 2. NCBI's taxonomy places the organism in Eukaryota, Viridiplantae, Streptophyta, Magnoliopsida, Lamiales, Lamiaceae. The record is from RefSeq and is a predicted model, not a curated record. Gene Ontology annotation, biological process: pollen tube growth; pollen germination. Gene Ontology annotation, molecular function: sialyltransferase activity.
AACAGAAUCUAGUCCGCAAAUCCCAAUUCACUCUUCACCUUCAAUUUUACUCCGCCGAUCACCGCCACUGCCUCCGCCUCCCAGCUCCCUCAAGCACCCGCCUCCCCUCCCUCCGCUCCAGCGCCCCCAAAUCCAGCCUGUUCGACGAAAUGUCGACUUCAUCCAGUACAUAAAUGAUCUGCUCUCAUAAUAGAAUUGAGUGAGCAUCCCUCCGAUCUAUCGGAAAAUGAGAGGCCUCAGAAAGCCCUCCGUGAGGCGACCGCCAAUUCUACAUCUUCUCUCCGCCGCCGCUAUUCUCUCUCUCUUCGUUUUCGCCCUCCGCUCUUCCUUCCCCGCUGCAGGAAACCAGCGAAUUCCUAAAAUUAACCGACGUGAUCUUCGGAUAUUGUCUGGUUUCCAAUCCACCGUCCAACAAUGCGUCGCAAACAGAGGCCUUGGACUCACUGCUCAAAUUAUAGAUCACUGUAAUCUGGUUCUCAAGUUUCCAGAAGGGACUAACAGCACCUGGUACAAUGCUCAAUUUAAGAUCUUUGAGCCCUUGGAAUACAAGUAUGAUGUAUGCGAGGCAAUAUUGUUGUGGGAACAGUAUCGCAAUAUGACUACAGUGUUGACGAGGGAAUAUUUAGAUGCUCGGCCUGAUGGGUGGGUGGAGUAUGCUCCAAAGAGGAUAGCACAAUUAGGAACAGAUAAAUGCUACAAUAAGACCCUCUGUGAGGAACAUCUUAAUGUACUUCUGCCAGCAAAGCCACCCUUCCACCCUCGCCAGUUUCGAACUUGUGCUGUUGUUGGAAAUUCAGGAGAUCUCUUAAAGACAGAAUUUGGAGAGGAAAUUGACAGCCAUGAUGCAGUGAUAAGAGAUAAUGAGGCGCCUGUUAAUGAGAAAUAUGCCAAAUAUGUUGGUUUGAAAAGAGAUUUUCGCUUGGUAGUUAGAGGUGCUGCACGAAACAUGGUUCCAAUUCUCAAUGGAUCAGAUGAUGAAGUGCUGAUUAUCAAAAGUCUUACCCACAAAAGUAUCAAUGAUAUGAUAAAGAAAAUCCCAAAUCCAGUUUACCUAUUCCAAGGUAUUGUUCUUCGUAGAGGUGCAAAGGGGACUGGAAUGAAAUCAAUAGAACUCGCACUUUCCAUGUGCGACAUUGUUGACAUAUACGGUUUCACAGUUGAUCCUGGAUAUACCGAGUGGACACGGUAUUUCUCAACACCAAGGAAAGGGCACAAUCCACUUCAAGGAAGAGCUUAUUACCAGCUUCUGGAAUGCCUUGGUAUCAUUAGGAUCCAUUCUCCUAUGAGAGCUGAAAGGAAGCAAGACUGGUCUGACAUACCAAGUCGAGCAGCAAUAAGUAAAGCUCACUCUGCUGCUGUACGCUUGAAGAAGAGUCAAGAUGACCAAAGCAACAACAUGGGACAAUUUCGCAAUUGUAAAGUGUGGGGCAAUUCUGGGGCAUAUGGCAGCGGACCAGUAUCUGGAUCACCAGAUAUGAGCAACGUGAGGAAGAAUUCCAAUUACAACAAGUGGGAGGUGAUGCCGUUCAAGAAGUUAAGGAAAGCGGCAAGAGAUCAGUACACACAAAUGGAGAGGGUGUCUAUGUAUAAAAUGGAUGGUAAUAAACUAGAUGAUCUAGUGUGUGUGAAGCAUUCCUUGAAACCUCAAGUGUGAUCUGCUAUUACACCAUUGGAAUCAAUCUACUGCGGUAACCUUUGCAUAUACAGAGUUGACCAAAGCCACAACAGGCCAUGCUUGGAUCAUGGACUAAUCCAAGGAUAGGCUCUAUAUCAGAUCCAUAUGAUAAUACGAUUACACUGUAUUCUUUGGCCACGUGUUUCUUAAGUUUUUAUUUAUUUUGUCACAACAUUUCUUUCAUUUGUCAGAAGAGAAAUUUCAUGAUUCGAUACGAGAAGCGUUUUUGUAA